UCCCCUCUCUUUUCUCUCUCUCAGAACCUUCCUGCGGCUGCGUUCGCACCUCGCUGCUCCAGCCUCCGGGACACGUCCCAUCCUUCCAGCCUGAGACUAGCAGUAUAGAAAAAAAAAAUUCCAUAUAAUUUCUUGCCCCGUACACACCUUGAGGCGAGCAAAAAAAUUAAAAUAAAUUUUAACAAUGAGGGAAAUCGUGCACAUCCAGGCCGGUCAGUGUGGCAACCAGAUCGGUGCCAAGUUCUGGGAGGUAAUCAGUGAUGAACACGGCAUCGACCCCACUGGAACCUACCACGGUGACAGCGACCUGCAGCUGGAUCGCAUCUCCGUGUACUACAAUGAAGCUACAGGUGGCAAAUAUGUUCCUCGUGCUAUCUUGGUGGAUCUAGAACCCGGGACUAUGGACUCUGUUCGCUCAGGUCCUUUUGGGCAGAUAUUCAGACCAGACAACUUUGUUUUUGGUCAGUCUGGGGCAGGCAACAACUGGGCCAAAGGCCACUACACAGAGGGGGCUGAGCUGGUUGACUCAGUCCUGGAUGUGGUGAGGAAGGAGGCGGAGAGCUGUGACUGCCUACAGGGCUUCCAGCUGACCCACUCACUGGGUGGGGGCACAGGCUCUGGAAUGGGCACCUUGCUCAUCAGCAAGAUCCGAGAAGAGUAUCCUGACCGCAUCAUGAACACCUUCAGUGUGGUACCCUCACCCAAAGUGUCUGACACUGUGGUCGAGCCCUACAAUGCCACCCUCUCCGUCCAUCAGUUGGUAGAGAACACAGAUGAGACCUACUGCAUUGACAACGAGGCCCUUUAUGACAUCUGCUUCCGCACUCUCAAGCUGACCACGCCAACCUACGGAGACCUGAACCACCUCGUCUCAGCCACCAUGAGUGGUGUCACCACCUGCCUCCGCUUCCCUGGUCAACUCAAUGCUGACCUCCGGAAGCUAGCCGUCAACAUGGUGCCCUUCCCACGGCUCCACUUCUUCAUGCCUGGCUUUGCACCUCUGACCAGCCGUGGAAGCCAGCAGUAUCGGGCCCUCACUGUGCCUGAACUCACCCAGCAGGUCUUUGAUGCCAAGAACAUGAUGGCUGCCUGUGACCCCCGCCAUGGCCGUUACCUCACUGUGGCUGCUGUCUUCCGUGGACGGAUGUCCAUGAAGGAGGUAGAUGAGCAGAUGCUCAAUGUGCAGAAUAAGAAUAGCAGCUACUUUGUGGAGUGGAUCCCCAACAAUGUCAAGACAGCAGUCUGCGAUAUCCCACCUCGUGGCCUCAAGAUGGCAGUCACCUUCAUUGGAAAUAGCACAGCCAUCCAGGAGCUCUUCAAGCGCAUCUCAGAGCAGUUCACGGCCAUGUUCCGGCGCAAGGCCUUCCUCCACUGGUACACAGGUGAGGGCAUGGACGAGAUGGAAUUCACUGAAGCUGAGAGCAACAUGAAUGACCUUGUCUCCGAGUACCAGCAGUACCAGGAUGCCACCGCAGAAGAGGAGGAGGAUUUCGGUGAGGAGGCUGAAGAGGAGGCCUAAGGCAGAGCACCAUCACCUCAGGCUUCUCCAUUCCCUCAGCCUUCUUCCUCAGCUGCCCCUGUCCUCUCCCUCAGAAUUACAUUUUCUGCCUCUGUCUCUUUUUUUUCCUUUUUUGGAGGGGGGUGGUCCUAGAACACAGUGCCUGGCACAUAAUAGGCGCUCAAUAAAUAUUUGUUGAUUGUUGAAUGUCUCCUCUCUUCCACUCUGGGAAACCUAGAUUUCUGCCAUUCUCAGUAACCCUGUAUUUCCUUUCGGUGUCCCCUUCUCCCAUUUGUCCAGUUGGUAUUUCCCUUUGUUUUAUAAGAUAAUUCUCCAAGAAGCUGGGUCUCAUCAGAUCCUAUCUAGAACCAAGUGCUUAAAACCCAGUAUAUGGCCACCAUCCUAAGCCCAUGUGGUAGCCCCGGGGAAAGGAAACAAAGCUACCUCAUAGCCGUAGAGGUACCUAUAAGGAAGGGGUAGGGUUUUCUAUUCUAGAGCAGUUUUAGAGAGGGAUAUCCAGGCUCUUGAGUCCUAAUUUCCAGGAAUUUACCUGCUCCUCUCAGCUUCAGGAGAGGUGUUGACAGUAUUAUCUGUAUUUUUCCCGUCGUCUUCCAAGCUGUGUCCUGAGCUGUUUCUUUUGCAGGGGUCUGCCACACCCUGUUAAAGCAGGAUCCUUCUCCUUUCCUACAUAACCACCAUCAUGUGUUGGAUUCCUUCCUUUUCCCCUGGUUGGAGAAGGGGGCCAAGAAGGGGAAGGAGGGACUAGCCUCCAGAAAGACCCUCCCCAUCCCCACCCUUAGCAAACACCCAGCUCUGCUGUGUAUAUACAGAAAGGUUUGUACUGCCACCUAAAUCUUUUGAAUCAUUCUUCCAGAGAGGGGACAAGGAGACCCUCCCAUUUUGGCAACAUCUAGUUUUUUUUCCUUUUGCUAUUCCCUUCCCUGCCCUUGGCUUCAUCCUGUCCUACACUUUAAAUUUCUAUAUUGUGUUGAACUUGCUUUUUUUCAUAUUGAAAAGAUAACAUUGCCCCAAGAGCCAAAAAUAAAUGACAACUGAAAAAAUUAA
Messenger RNA from Neogale vison (American mink), 2563 nucleotides. It is a transcript of the gene TUBB, whose product is annotated as tubulin beta class I. The transcript has 4 exons. Gene Ontology annotation, cellular component: cytoplasm; microtubule. Gene Ontology annotation, molecular function: GTP binding; structural constituent of cytoskeleton; GTPase activity. Bases 185 to 1519 code for a protein of 444 amino acids. Lineage: Eukaryota; Metazoa; Chordata; Mammalia; Carnivora; Mustelidae. The record is from RefSeq and is a predicted model, not a curated record. Gene Ontology annotation, biological process: mitotic cell cycle; microtubule cytoskeleton organization.